Messenger RNA from Nerophis ophidion (straightnose pipefish), 7005 nucleotides. RefSeq names its product obscurin like cytoskeletal adaptor 1a (gene obsl1a). The record is from RefSeq and is a predicted model, not a curated record. NCBI's taxonomy places the organism in Eukaryota, Metazoa, Chordata, Actinopteri, Syngnathiformes, Syngnathidae. Gene Ontology annotation, molecular function: protein binding.
GGGCAGCUGCAAAAGCCCUAACACCAUCAGCGCCCUUCCUCCGUAAUUCACCUCUCUCUCACUCCCGGGAUGCCGGACAAUGCCGGCGUAUGACGCACAGACCGUGGUUCCUUGUACUCGCCAAACCGCGGACAUAGUGGCUGACUAUUGAAUAACAUCACCGUUCAAAAGCAGCAGAGAAGAACAAGCAAGCAAAAGAGACGUGAUCCCGGUGGGCAGAUACAGUAUGCUGCCAGGCUGAGAAGGCAGAGCAGGUGUGCUUUCAAGGCAACAUCAAAAAAGAUAUACCGUAGGCCAGGGGCGCUCACACUUUUUCUGCAGGUCCAACUUCCUCAUUCCACAACAAAAGAGCGACAUCAUGGACAUUUUUGGAGGUGCCCCUCGUGUUUUGGGCUACUCGCGCCCUGUGGUGGCGCAGUGCGGAAAAGACGCCACUCUCAGGUGCCACAUUGGCGGGGACCCUCGCCCCGACGUGAUUUGGGAGCAUAACAAUGUCCAGAUUGUGACCGACGGACGGUAUAAGAUCUCGGAGGAAGGAAAGUUCUACUUGUUGGGCAUCGGCGAGGUGACUUUGGAAGAUGCUGGUCAGUACAUCUGCAAAGCCAGCAACAGUGUUGGGGAAACGUAUGCCAAAGCUUCCCUCAAGGUGGAGGUAAAUGAUCAGCAAGUAGAUAUGAAUGGUGUAGCGGAGCACAUGACAGGAAAUGGGCAUGUAAAUGGGCAUAGCACAAUUCAAAAUGGCGACCAGAGAAAUAAGAAGGGAGACCACUUGUUUGACCCGGAAGACGACUUCCCGUCUGAUGACAAACCAAGGUUUCUUAUCAAGCCCUUGUCAUUGCGAGUGUACAGAGGAGAAGACGCGACCUUCUCUUGUAAGGUCUGGGGAAAGCCAAUGCCAGAGGUGUUGUGGGAAAAAGAUGGCAAGAAACUGAACGACAUUUUCGAGAGCUCCCACUUCGCUGUUAGCAGUCAAGACGGCGGAUGGUUCCAGCUUAAGAUCAAUCGAACGCGUAUGCCUGACAAAGGAGUCUACACCUGCAAGGCAAUCAACUGCGAUGGCCGGGCCCUGGCUGGGGCAGUCCUCCUUGUUGAGCCUACGCCAGAGCGAGAGGACAGAAAAUUAACCAGUCAGCCAAAAGUCAGAGGCAAGCUUAGUUUGUCGAGGCUGAAGGAAGAGCCAUCAGUCAGUGCGUCUAAAGUCAAGAAGUUUGUGGUGGCAGAGGGAAAACAUGCCAAGUUCCGCUGCUCUGUCACAGGAAAACCAAAGCCAGAGAUAGUCUGGAAAAAAAGUGAGGUUAUCCUCGAGCCCGGCAGACGUCAUCUCAUAUUCGAGGACCGAGAAGGCUAUUACACACUAAAGGUUCUGUACUGUAAAGUUCAGGACACAGGGCUGUACGUGUGUGCAGCAUCCAAUGCCCUUGGAGAUACUCUCAGUGCUGUUCAUCUGUCUGUCAAAGGCUCUCAUGUACGAUUCAGGUGUCCGUUAAAAGAUGUGGAAGCAAGGGAGCGGGACGUUGCUGUACUGGAAUGCGAGGUUCCCGAUGAGUCUGUUCCUAUCACCUGGUAUCUGGAGGACCACCGGCUCAUGCCUGGUAACAAAUAUGGAAUCGAGCAGCAAGGUACCAGGCGGAAACUCACCAUCCAAGAUGUGGGAAUGGACGAUGAUGGGGUUUAUCUCUGCGAGAUGCCAGAUGGGGCUAAGAGCAUAGCAGAGCUGUUGGUCAAAGGUAAAAUAGUGCGUAAACUUCCACGAAAGGUGGAGGUGUUGGAGGGCGAGAAUGCCACAUUUUGUGUGGAAGUGGAGGACGAUGACAUGGAGGUCCACUGGUUCAAAGACGGUCAAAAAAUGUAUGAAACACAUCAGACAAUCCUCAAGUCUUUUGGAAAAACGCACAUGCUGGUCUUUGUCAAUGUGGCCCACCAAGACUCUGGGGUGGUGACUUUUAUCACGGGGAGAUCCAAGACUUCAUCGCGCCUCAAAGUCAGAGCCACAAGACACUGCCCACCGAUCUGUCCUGUCGGAGUCAAAAUGGAUGUGGAUGGUCCAAACGGAGCCCUGCUCUCCUGGGUUCCUGCGCCAAACAGCCAGACGACGACUCGCUCUAUUUUUGUGGUGGAGAGACAAGAAGUGGGCUCACAGGAGUGGCAGAAGUGCUUCACCUCUGGGACCGCCACCUCAACUGAGGUCUGCGGCAAUGGUGUACCGCAGGAGGGAGACUACCGUUUCAGAGUCUGUUGCAUCAACAAGUAUGGCCGCAGUGGCCAUGUGGAGUUUCCAAAAGUUGUACACCUCGUUCCAGGGCCAAAGAUUUACAGUCAGCUUCAGGGCCUCGAGGUCACAGAGGGACAGGAUGCUGUCUUUUCCAUCGAGCUCUCAAUCCCAAUGGCUGGUUCGUGGUUUUUGAACAGUGCCCAGCUGCAAAACGGUGGACGGUACUCAAUAAAACAGUCCAAAACACAGCAUACAUUAGUUAUCCAUGAAACCGUCUCUGCUGAGGAUGAGACAGAAAUCACAUUCAUCGCCAACGGGGUGCGAGAUUCCGCCAUUCUCAAAGUAAAACCCGCUGUGGUGAAGUUCAGCCCUCUUUCGGAAUCGGACAUGAGCAAGAAGGUGGAGACCGGUGACGUGAUUGUGCUCUACUGCGAAGUCUCCCGUCCCUCGGCUAAAGUAAGCUGGUUUAAAGAUGGAGAGGAGCUGCAGGCGAGUGACCGCCUGAGGACCCAAUCUGAUGGGAACAUGAGGAGAAUCGUGAUUCAGUCAGCUGAGAAGCAGGACACUGGAGUUUACACGUGCCAGACUUCAGGCCAUGUCGUUUCAUUCACUGUUGAGGUUGCAGGUCCUACAGUGGAGUUCAGUCAAGCUCCGGAAGAGGAGCUCCUUAAGAGCAGUAUGGAGCUAGACCCGGUGGUGCUCCUCUGCCACGUCUCCAGAGACGAUGCUGAAGUUGUGUGGUUUAAGGAUGGUCGUGAAGUUGAAGCCAGUGACAACAUCACUCUGCAGGCAGAGGGAACCCUGAGGAGGCUGAUCAUCCGCUCAGCCGAAACCUCAGAUGCAGGCAGCUACACCUGCCAAGCAGGAAACAACAGCAUGGACUUCACCGUCGAUGUUAAAGAGCCCCCAGUGAUGAUUGUGAAUCCUAAAGAUGACGUUGUGAUGGAGCGUUACAUUUCUGAGGACAUUCAACUGCAGUGCGAGUUGUCUCGUUCUGGCGGAAAGGUGCAGUGGUUCAAAAAUGGCGAGGAAGUGGAGGAGGGCAGUAAUAUCCAUUUGUCAAGAGAAGGUCCCUAUAGGACGUUGACCAUCCUCAGCAGCACAGUGGAGGACGGGGGGGAGUACAUCUGCGAGACAAACGGGGACUCUGUAUUUUUCCAACUAACUGUCACAGAACCCCCUGUACAGAUCAUUUCCCCCACUGAGUCGGUGCUUGAACUUACUCAGUUGGCUUCCGCAAAGCUCCAGCUCACAUGUGAGAUCUCAAGUCCCGAAGCUCAUGUCGCGUGGUACAAAGAUGGCCUGGAAGUAGAGGAGGGUCAGAACCUCAUUCUAGAGGUAGAUGGUGCAAAACGUCAGCUGGUUAUCCCUUUGGCCUCGGUCAAAGAUGCAGGAGAGUACUUGUGUGACACUGAAGAUGACUCCGUUACCUUCAUGGUGACUAUUAAAGAGCAACCAGUGGCACUUUCACGUCUUGAAAACACACUCAAAGAACUGGAGAGUUUCGCAGGGAAGCCAAUCGUGUUGGAGGUCCAGGUGUCACGGCCAGAUGCAGGUGUGAAGUGGCUCCUAAAUGGGCAAACGAUAAAAGAGAGCAGCUCUGCAACCAUGACAGAGAACGGUUUAAUCCGUCGUUUAACAAUCCGCUAUCCUUCCGUGGAGGAUUCUGGCACGUACAGCUGUGAUGCUGGGACUGACAGACUUGACUUCCAGGUCCACGUUUCAAAGCCCCCGGUGAAAAUUUUAAGGAAAUCUGACAUUGAAACAAACCUCAAAGUACUGAGUACUGAUGACAUUGUCUUAGAAUGUGAGCUCUCUAGUACCGAGGCCAAAACCAAAUGGUACAAGGACGGCAGUCGUAUUGAGGGUGACGGAAGAUUCUGUGAGGAAGAGGAAGGCGCUUUCCGCUCACUCGUCAUCCUCAAUGCUGAGCUUGGAGACUCAGGAGAAUACUUUAUGGAUGCCGGGGAUGACAACAUCAGCUUUCUGGUUACAGUGCAAGAACCUCCAGUAGCCAUUUUGGGCAGCUCAAAGGAUUCAGACUACCAGGAAAUGACAGCAGGUGAUGACUUGAUCCUGGCUUGUGAGGUGUCCCGUGCCAACGCCUGUGUUCAGUGGUACUGCAAUGACAGACUGCUGGUCAAUGACUCUCGUACCUUUAUCGAAUGCAAUGGUACUUUAAGGAAAAUCAUCAUCUCGAACGUUCAAUCUUCGGAUUCUGGAAAGUACGUUUGUGAUGCCGUGGAUGAUAAGAUGAUCAGUAUUGUAAGGAUUCAAGAACCUCCGGUGAGGUUCAUAAAUAAGGAAGACGACAUUGUUGUGACUAGUUAUGAGGCAGAAAGCGUGACCUUGACGAGCUGUGUGUCCAAGGAACAUGCUCUGGUACGCUGGCUCAAAGACUGGACACUAGUUGAAGGUGAGCGUUUCCAGGCACUCACUGACGGACAUAAGCGUACCCUCACCAUCGCACCUUUGAGGCGCUCGGAUGCUGGAGAGUACACCUGUGAUGUCAGCACUGACCAAAUUCAUUUCAGCCUGCUGGUAAAAGAAAUGAGAAUCAAAUUUUUAAGACCCAUUGAAGACACCGUAGCUCACGCUGACGGAAUGGUGACCUUUCGCUGCGAAGUCUGCAAGCCAAAAGCGGAUGUGCAGUGGUUGAAGAAUGGUGUUGAGGUUGUUCCAAAUCGAAGGUUCUCCAUUCGAGCAGAUGGAGUUGAGCGAAGUUUGACCAUCCAUCGUUUGACAAGAGAAGAUUCUGGGGAGUACGCCUGCGAGUCCAGAGACGACAGAACGGCAGCGAUGCUUACAGUACACAUGCCCCGAGUGGUGGAGUUCCUUACUGAGCUCCACAACACAACUGUUCUUGAAGGAGAGGAUGCUACUUUCAAGUGUGUGGUUUCGCCUGAGGAUGUACAGCUGGUCUGGUUCAUGGAUAACGAGGUGAUCAGCCACGGUGACCGUUUUCAGGUGACACAAAAUGGUUUGUGCCACACCUUGCUGAUCAGGACGUGCCGGAUGUUGGACUGUUCUAAAAUCACAGCCGAGGCCGAAGGAACAACAAGCCGAGCUAACCUCAGAGUCCAAGAGGCUCAAGUUAUGUUUACAAAGAAAAUGGACGCUGUCAUGGCAGAAGAGUUUGAUGAUGCCACCUUGGAGACAGUGAUCAGUCUUGAGAUAGGUGAGGUGCAAUGGAUGAGGCAGGGGGUGGUCAUCCAGCCUGGGCCCCGUUAUACGCUGACCCAGGACGGCUGUAAACGAAGUCUGACCAUUCACAAUUUAAAUCUGUCGGACCGCGGAACUUACCGCUGCGAAACUCUGCACGACAGGACCCUGGUCAAGCUAAAUGUUGAGCCCCGCAAAAUCUGCAUCCGUAAAGGCCUGACUGAUCAGGAAACCUUUGAACACGAGACAGCGUCUUUCGAGGUGGAGUUGUCCCACAGUGACGUUGAGGGCAUCUGGCAGAAGGAUGGUAUUAGAGUGAAAUCAAACAACCAGUUAAGAGUGAGCUCCAAUGGGCAAGUUCAUGGCCUCACCCUUUCUAACCUCACUCUGGAGGACACUGGCACCAUUGUCUUCUCUGCCGAAGGGGUGCGGACGACUGCCAGGCUAACAGUCAAAGAGACUCCAGUGACCAUUUUGAGAGCUCUGACUGAUCUCCGUGUCGAGGAAGAAUAUCCUGCCGUUCUGGAAUGUGAAUUCUCUCGACACAAUAUUGACGUCAGAUGGUUCAAGAGUGGGACCGAACUAAAGCCAGGUACGAACUGCCGGAUCUACUCCAUGGGGCGGAAGAAGUUCUGUCAAAUCCUACGGUGCUCUGUGGCGGAUGCUGGUGUCUACACAUGUGAUGCAGGGGAAAUCAAUACUUUCUGUUCUGUGGAGGUUUAUGAGCAUAAGCUGACCAUUGUGCAGGAUCUGGAGGAUCUUUACAUCCAGGAGGACCAGAAUGCCGUCUUUAUGUGUGAGGUUUCCCGGGAGGACGUGAACGGAGAGUGGUUUAAGGACGGCCACAAGAUCCGGCCCACCUGCACCAUCAAGACCCGCACAGAAGGGACCAAACACUUCCUGCUGAUGUGCAGCGUCAAAGCUGAAGAUGCUGGAGAAAUACGCUUUGUGAGCAGAGAUGUUGAAUCUACAGCUUACCUGGAAGUAGAAGAACUUCCGGUGUCCAUCGUCAAACCAUUAAGGGACAGAACCGCCUUGGAGAAACACAGAGUCAUCCUGGAAUGUACCGUUUCUUCCCCUCGAUGUAGCGCCACUUGGUACCGGGGCAAGGAAAGGCUCGACCCCUCAGACCGGGUAGAAAUUCUGGAAGACGGUUGCUGCCGUAAAUUGCUCAUCCAGCAGGUGGCGCUAAAGGACGAGGGCACUUAUAGCAUUGAAGUCGGCGAGCACACAUCUGAAGCCAAACUCUUGGUGGAAGCUCAGGAGCUUGUGAUGGUGCGAGAGCUGGAGGACGUCGAAGUAACGCAAGGCCGACCGGCGUCUUUCCAGUGUGAGGUGUCCGUGGCUGUAAGCAAACCCCCGUUUUGGACGCUGAACGGCGAGGGCCUUCAGUCCGGGCCCUCAGUCCGCCUGGAGAGCCAGGGCACCGUCCACCAAAUGACCCUGAAGACCACCAGUCUGGACAUGAGUGGCGUGGUUAAGUUCAACGUUGGCAAAGCAAAGAGCAGCGCGGUGCUCAGCGUGACGGAAGUUUAAAUGCUCCUUUUUUUUUUUUUUUUACAGUAAUAUUUAUUUCCCUAAACAAGUUGACUAUGACAAUCUAAAUAAAACAAACUCAAAUAUGCCAAUAA